UGGUGUAAUAAUAAACAGUGGUAGUACAGUGAGCGCUGUGGUCAGGGUGCUGCAGGGCAGACAGACAGUUGUAAGAGCUCUCACUCUGAGAGAGAGAGAGAGAGAGAGAGAGAGAGAGAGAGAGAGAGAGAGAGAGAGAGAGAGCGGAGUCUGGAUUAUGGAGUUUACAGCUCCACUCUGAGGAGACGCUGAACGCUGAGACCUGCGGCACAGUUCACCCACAGAGAGCGGGGGGCGAUGCUCCUACACUCCUAGACAAGAAGCAGACUCCAGAGCCCCUAUGGAGAACGAAACUUCAGUGCACACAGGCUACAUUCCCCCUUAUCUCCUCCGACAGGACCCUUUCGCCUCCAAGCUGUCCAAAGGGGGCGACAUAGUGGCAGCCUUGUACAUCCUCCUCAUUGGGAUCCUCUCAGCUAUAGGAAAUGGUUAUGUUAUCUACAUGGCCAUCAGAAGAAAGACAAAGUUAAAACCACCUGAAAUAAUGACUCUGAAUUUAGCCAUAUUCGACUUCGGCAUCUCAGUCACUGGGAAGCCAUUUUUUGUAGUUUCGAGUUUUGCCCACCGCUGGCUGUUCGGCUGGGAGGGCUGUCGCUUCUACGGCUGGGCCGGCUUCUUCUUUGGCUGCGGCAGCCUCAUCACCAUGACUGUGGUCAGCUUUGAACGAUAUCUGAAAAUCUGCCAUUUAAGAUACGGUACAUGGAUCAAGCGGCAUCAUGCCAUGCUGAGCCUGCUCUUCAUCUGGCUGUAUGCAGCCUUCUGGGCCACUAUGCCGCUGGUGGGCUGGGGCAGCUACGCCCCGGAACCGUUCGGCACCUCCUGCACACUGAACUGGUGGCUGGCCCAGGCCUCUGUAGCAGGACAAAGCUUCGUCAUGUCCAUCCUCUUCUUCUGCCUCGUCCUGCCCACGGUCAUCAUCGUCUUCUCCUACGUCAGAAUCAUCAUCAAGGUGAAGGCAUCCGCUAAGGAAGUGUCCUGCUACGAUGCCCGGAACAAGAACAACCACCUCCUGGAGAUAAAGUUAACUAAGGUGGCAAUGUUGAUCUGUGCUGGAUUUUUAAUAGCAUGGAUUCCGUAUGCAGUGGUGUCAGUGAUCUCUGCAUUUGGGGUGCAUGAUUCAGUGCCUAUUCCAGCUUCAGUCAUACCAACUUUACUGGCCAAAUCCUCCGCCAUGUACAAUCCCAUCAUAUACCAGGUCAUCGACUGCAAGAACAGCUGCUCUAAAUCCUGCUGCUUUAAAGUCUUGAGCAAAAAGAAACAGUAUAAAUCUCCAAGGUUUUAUUCUAUCUCGGCAUCCAUCAAAGAGAGACCAGCAACAGAACCGCAAAUUGAGAUGUGAAAACGUCUGAUAAAGUCAGAUUUUACACUGGACAUUUUUUCUCCUACAUUAGUGUCAUCCUCCCCAUCAGACACCACGGACUGAUCCAUGACUGAAUUAGCCUGCACUGUUUCUGCUGACGUUCCAUUGCCUCUGGAAUACUUAGUGUUAUACAUGUAUUUGCAGACAGAUGCUGUGAUAAAGAUAUGUGUAUUUUUAUAUUUUGUACAGGUACUACAUAUAUAACAGUCAUAUUCUGUGUGCAUCUGCACUGUUUAAAGUGCAUUGAACUUUACAGUGUGGUGAUUCAUAGCACAAUACACUAUAUAAAUAUCAGCAGUAUGUUUAAAUGGAGAAAGCAGUACUUUGUAUCAGUUGUGUUAAGCAAAUACCAAUCUUGCAGAUUGUUCUAGUUAACAGUCUGUAAUUUAAAUCUAAGUUUACAUUACUUGAGAUGGACACAAGCGCUGGGUACUACACAUACACUGCCAUGUCUACACAAGUCUGUACAGUAAUGUGUGUUAAAGAAAGAAUAUUAAGAGUAAUAUUUUUCUCAAAGCGAUAAAACACUAUGCACUAAAUAAAACAUUGUUACCUUGUAUUUAAACAUUUCUGGCACAUCAGUUUUGUUAAGGGUAAUGUGCAAUUGUUGUUUUAAAGGGAUAAUUCAUCAAAAUAAUAAUAUUAUAUUGUGCAACAUAUUUCAUGCCUUUUUCUAGUGUUGUCUGUUAUUUUGGCUACUACAGAUUUAUAUUGAAACUGUAAGCCUAAAUGUGUGAAUAAUGAGAUGAAAUUAUUAUUAGAUAAUAGAUUACUGUUCAGUUACCACGUCUGUACUGCUGUACAUCACAGUAAGUGUACUGUAGUUGUCCUGUACUCACUCAGCUUCAACGUCUUCAUCCAUUUAUGUUCCCUCUUUCCUUAUUCUUACUGCGUUGUCCCUGUUCUUUAUAGUUGGAUCAUCUGGACCAGAUGUUUAAUUAAAGCUUAUUAAAUAGAAGGAGUUAAACAAAUUAUGCCAGUGAUUCUCCUCUGUGCUGAUCUUGGUUUACCACUUCAGUACCAUUUCAAGCCUGUUAUGUGCGUGUGUGUGAACCAGGGCUCAUGGAAUUGAGUGGCAAUGAAAACACUUUUUACAUGCUAAAUGUUAAAUGCUACUGGUGGGUAAACCCAAAAAAGUGACCCAAUGGAUUAUAAGGAUUUGAAGUCAAAAUAUGCAACGUAAAUCAAGA
Astyanax mexicanus (Mexican tetra) is the source of this 2550-nucleotide messenger RNA. RefSeq names its product opsin 5 (gene opn5). The record is from RefSeq and is a predicted model, not a curated record. The coding region runs from base 281 to 1339 and encodes 352 amino acids. NCBI's taxonomy places the organism in Eukaryota, Metazoa, Chordata, Actinopteri, Characiformes, Acestrorhamphidae. The transcript has 7 exons. Gene Ontology annotation, cellular component: membrane. Gene Ontology annotation, biological process: G protein-coupled receptor signaling pathway. Gene Ontology annotation, molecular function: G protein-coupled receptor activity.